This is a messenger RNA of Mastomys coucha (southern multimammate mouse), 5281 nucleotides long. It is a transcript of the gene Wipi2, whose product is annotated as WD repeat domain, phosphoinositide interacting 2. Gene Ontology annotation, cellular component: extrinsic component of membrane; phagophore assembly site membrane; cytosol. The record is from RefSeq and is a predicted model, not a curated record. The transcript has 12 exons. Gene Ontology annotation, biological process: nucleophagy; autophagy of mitochondrion; protein localization to phagophore assembly site. The coding region runs from base 238 to 1575 and encodes 445 amino acids. Lineage: Eukaryota; Metazoa; Chordata; Mammalia; Rodentia; Muridae. Gene Ontology annotation, molecular function: protein binding; phosphatidylinositol-3-phosphate binding; phosphatidylinositol-3,5-bisphosphate binding.
CGUGCGUCGUGAGGGUGGGCGGGACCGCGCAAGCGCGCAGCCCGUCCCGGCUCUGGAGCAUAAACAAGAGUGGGUACGGGAUGAGGCGGCAGUUGGUCCCCGCGCAGCGAGAGGCGGCGAGCGGGGCGACCACCCGGACAGGACGUAGAUCCUGAGUGUAGCGUGCUCCCGUGGGCCGUCCGAGUUGAGCCGCGCGCGCUCCGGCCAAGGGGGUCCGAGUCCGUCGCGCGCGCAGCCAUGAACCUGGCGAGCCAGAGCGGAGAGGCCGGCGCCGGCCAGCUGCUGUUCGCCAACUUCAAUCAGGAUAACACGUCCCUAGCUGUUGGUAGUAAGUCCGGGUAUAAGUUUUUCUCCCUUUCUUCUGUGGAUAAGCUGGAACAGAUCUAUGAAUGCACUGACACCGAAGAUGUCUGCAUUGUGGAGAGAUUGUUCUCAAGCAGCUUGGUGGCCAUUGUCAGUCUCAAAGCUCCCAGGAAGCUGAAGGUUUGCCACUUUAAGAAGGGAACUGAGAUAUGCAACUACAGCUACUCCAACACAAUACUGGCUGUGAAGCUGAACAGGCAGAGGCUCAUUGUGUGUCUGGAAGAGUCACUCUAUAUACACAACAUCCGAGACAUGAAGGUACUUCAUACCAUCCGAGAGACACCUCCAAACCCUGCAGGCUUGUGUGCACUGUCAAUAAACAAUGACAACUGCUACUUGGCGUAUCCAGGGAGUGCGACCAUUGGAGAGGUGCAGGUCUUCGACACCAUUAACUUGAGGGCUGCAAACAUGAUCCCAGCUCAUGACAGUCCCUUAGCAGCCCUGGCUUUUGAUGCAAGUGGGACCAAGCUUGCCACUGCUUCUGAGAAGGGGACUGUGAUUCGGGUGUUUUCCAUUCCAGAGGGACAGAAGCUAUUUGAGUUCAGAAGAGGAGUGAAAAGGUGUGUGAGCAUCUGCUCCCUGGCCUUCAGCAUGGACGGCAUGUUCCUCUCCGCAUCCAGCAACACCGAAACAGUGCACAUCUUCAAACUUGAGGCUGUGAGGGAAAAACCUCCGGAAGAGCCUACCACCUGGACUGGCUACUUUGGGAAGGUUCUCAUGGCAUCUACCAGCUACCUGCCCUCACAAGUGACAGAAAUGUUCAACCAGGGCAGGGCCUUUGCCACCGUCCGCCUGCCAUUCUGUGGCCACAAAAACAUCUGCUCACUAACCACAAUUCAGAAGAUCCCACGGUUGCUGGUAGGAGCAUCAGAUGGCUAUUUGUACAUGUACAACCUGGACCCCCAAGAAGGCGGCGAGUGUGCACUGAUGCGUCAGCACAGGCUUGAUGGCAGUAUGGAGACAACCAGUGAAAUUGUAGACUCUGCAUCUCAUGACUGCCCCUUAGCAACGCAGACAUACGGCACAGCAGCUGCCAAAGGUGCCUAUGUGCCCUCGUCCCCCACAAGACUUGGUAAAGGGCAGGACGCCAACUUAGAAGCUUACACAGAUGACCUGGGUGCUGUGGGUGGUGCAUGCCUAGAGGAUGAAGCCAGCGCUCUGCGCCUGGAUGAAGAGAGCGAACAUCCUCCCAUGAUUCUUCGGACUGACUGAUCCUGACCUGUGAACUCUGGCCCAGGAGCAGACAACACUGGCCUGGCUGAGGACUUGAGCAUUGCUGCUAUGAACUUUGACCUGAAUUGAGGGAGAGGAUGGCAGAGACUUUAAAGCAAAGAGGUUGUAGUUAUAGCCUACCCGUACUGUUGAGAAAAUACAGUUUUCACUUCAGUGACUUUAAUCCUGCCUAUGAAUUUAGCUUUUUAUUUUCUCUCACUCUUUAAUUUUUAACCUUUUUUUUUUUUUUUUUUUUUUUUUUUUUUUUUUUUUUUUUUUUUUUUGCCAAAAUUAACUAUUUGGUGAAGUCUGUGGAGUCUCCUUGCUUUGCAUGUGUGAUGUGCCAAGCCAACAUAGGAGAGCAAGUGGAGUGGCCACUCCAUAGCGAACCACAGUUGUCAGGUCUCAUGCCAGGGCACGCAUGAAGAAGUGUCUGCGUGCAGUGAUUCUGCAGGGACAGGGCCCAUGUGCCUACCAAGACCAGCCAGGGUACCAGUGGACAGUGGCCUCUGUCAGGAGUCCUCUUGCCCUACUGCCUCACCUGGGCCAUUUUCCCUCCCAAUUUAUUAAACUCUUUCCAGGUUGAAUCAUUCUGAGACUAGCUUCCUCCACGGGGGACUAUUGUUUUGGGUCUUAGUCUCCAUGGGCAUCUUGAGAGGGAGAGAGGCAAUUUCUGCUCUCUGUGCCUUCUCUUCUGACAGAUAAACUUGGCAGUCUGCUGGGGCAGCCUGGAGCCAAGAAAGACGAUUUCGUCAGUGUCGUUAAAUGCUCUGUCUCCUACUGUCCCCAUCCAUAACUGUGACUUGGUUUUUUGUUUUUAAAGGAGAGUCUAUAGCUACUCCAAUUCCUGAAAAAGCACAAAGGUGUAAAAUGCUGUCAGGCAUCAGUCUCUGCUGACCUGGAGCUGUGCAAUCUGCCAGAGGCUCUUCUUCCUCCCCAGAGAUAGCAGACAGUAGAGAGGCCCCGGGGAGACUGCCAGAGACUCCCUCCCGGGGUGAUGUGCCUUUUCUUUCAGUUUUACAAGGGCAGGAAAGUGAGGUCAGAUGUCAGUUCUGCCCUGCGCCUGUCUGCUUUUGAUUGUUUGAUAUCUAGGGAAAGUGUGGUCUCACACUACAGCCCAGGCUCUGGAACUCAUUAUAUCGCUCAGGCUGGUCUCAGACUCACAGCAGUCUCCCUGCCUCAACUUCCUGAGAGUUGGAAUUACAGGUACCACUGUGUCAGGCUCCUUUCUCAGCUCUACAGAAUGAAAAGUUGAGGUCCUCAAAGUGCAUUGUAAACAACAGACCCUAGCAGUGAAGCCUGAGGGUGUGGCGUGUGGCUUCUGCAUGAACAUGGCUUUAGGUGCAGGGGUUUUGGAACAGGAAAUCAGGAUAAUAUCAGGGUAACCCAGCCCAGGUCAGGCAUCUGGACAAGAGGGACUGCAGGUAGCUGCCUUCAGACCAGUGUGGUUAUGUCUGGUAGAGUGUGUCUGCAGGGUUCCUGCAGGUAAAUCUGUUCUUGCUGUUCAAAGGAUAGCUAAUCACAUGAGUGGGUUUUGAGGGCCUCCCACUGAUAGUCCUGUCUGCUGUUGGCACCUGUGUCCUGGAGCAUCUGAGGAGCCACACUAUGUACAGUUUAUGAGGUGGGGUGAGGCUGGGUGUGUGUGAGUGUCCUGGACCCUGAUAACAUGGGACCCCAGCCCGUAGUCUGGUUCAGUGAGUGCUGACAGGAACAGACUGGGAGGCAUGCCGAGCUGAUUGGGAGCUGGAGUUUCCUAACCAAAGAGUGUGAUUUACCGGUAUGGUAGUGACCUUGGCCCUGCACACUGUGGGUGUGGGGCUCAGCUCCAUCUGCUGAGGUUCCCUCUCUUGGGAGGUGGUAUUCCAAAAACAUGUUGGAACUCAUUUCUCCCUUUUAGCCUGUGUUUCUUCACUUGAAAAUUUGAUCAGAAAAAGCCUCUUUGGGGGUUUGGGGCUGUGCCUUCAAUCUUGCCAGGCUGGGCAGAUUUGGUGAGCCUUCCUCUCUUGGGACAGAUGUGCCUAUGCAUCCCACAGAGAUCAGAAAAGCAAAAGAUUAGACUCCGCUGACCUCGGGCUAUAUGUGCACCACUUGCAGGCCUCAAGUGAGGGAGGAGAGAAUAAGUAGCGGUGGAGCCAGCUGAGGAGCUGAGUCAGUAGGAUAUAUGCUCAUGUAAGUGCUGAGCCCAGGCCCACAGCAGGGGUCAGUUUUAAGAUUUUAUUCCAAAGUUAAGAGAAAAUUUUAGAAUCCAGUGUGGCACACACCUGUAAUCCCAGCCAGCAGUCAGUAGAGUGAGGCAGGAGGAUUGCUGUAAGUUUGAGGCCAGCCCAGACUAUACACUUCUGGGCAAACCUGGCCUACAGAGUGAGACCCUGUCUCAAAAAAACCAAAGGAUGAUGACUUUAAAAAAAAAAAAAAAAGACUGCGGGGAAUGGGAGUUUGAAAACCCCCCAAAAUUUUAAGACUAGUUUGGAUUGGGACCAAAGCUUUUGUAUUUUCUCAAACAAUGAAAGCAAGAGUUGGGAGUCCCUUGUCCUGCCUACACCAACAGCAUGAGCUAGGGGCAGGUCUCAGGGGCCCGGGCUUGGACUGUACAAGAAGAACCCUACCUCACAGGGCUGUUGUGAGGUGUGGGAGGGAAUGGCCUGUGAGCACCCAGCGCUGGGUCUGGCCAGCAGUGGACUCCAAUAAACACUAAAACUGAAACCUCCCGGAGUAAAGUGAAUGGUUUUUGUUCAGCUCUGCCCUCUGCCUACAAAGCUAGGUGGAGGACAGUCUUGCAGUGGAGGGUAUGUGCAAGUGUGCCCUUGCCUGUCUUGCUCCUUAGUACAAAGAAAAAGGGAGACUGUGGGUCUGUCUUGAAGGCAGUGAUGCGGAGAUACCUCUGCUGGACAUCAAGCAUGGACCAGUUAGCACAGGUUUGAGACCACAGGCUACAGCAGCAAAUUCCCUGCCUAGCUCACCUGGAGCUGCCCAACUCUGCCCUCUUGUGGACGCUGGAGCUUCAAGGCUUCGACUCCUGCCAAGUCGGCUUGGUAACUUUGCUCUCACAGUUUGACUUGGAGACGAGGCUCGACAGCAGGUGUGUUGCUUGGAAAAGACUAGAAUAUUUUGGUCACAGCUCAGCUGAGACGAGGAAUGUGUGCCUUGCUCAGCUCCACUCUCCAUGGUUCUUUUUGUUUUAUUUUUGAAACGAUCUUACAAUUUAGCCCAGGCUGCAGUCAGACUUAAGAGCAUGCUGCCUCUGCCUGCCUUGUUCUGGGACUACAGGCACAAGCCAGCACAUCCAAGCUUUUAUCAAGACAAUGACAUAAAGAUGCAUGUUCCAACGGUCCUGUACCCCAAGUCUUUGUAGCUCCUGCUCUCUGCAUGCUAGCCAUGACCAAAUCACUUGUUUGGAACAUCUGAUAUCCCCGGUGUGAGGAGAGCCAGUCCAGUGGUGGCCUGUGUGAAAAAUGUCUUUUGGGGGACGAAGCCUGUUGGGAAUGCACACUAAUAGCUGCCUGCCAAGCACAAGGGUUUUACUGUUGCUUAAGUUCUUGCCCUGACUGUAAUCCUUGACCUGUCUUAUACUGUUUGUACUCUGCGGGUUUUGGGAAACCCAAGGGAGAGAAAAGGAACAACUGCUCUGGAUUGGGAGGCAAGAUCAGCUCUUCUCUGGUGUCUGACAAGGAAUCUCUUAAUUUUGAAAAAUUAAACCUCUUUAAAG